GGCAGACCCCACAACUUCGCCUGCCGUUACUUAAAGUCGGCGACGCCCACCUUCUGCGAACGCGCCCUUCUUCUCUUCAUCACACAUCCAUCCACACCCAGCGCUCCACGACACGUUCACGUCUUCCACGCCACUCACAACCCAUUUUCAAAACCAAACCACCCACAUCAAUCCACCAAAAUGACUGGAGGCAAGUCCGGAGGCAAGGCCAGCGGUGCCAAGUCGAACGCCCAAUCUCGCUCAUCCAAGGCCGGUCUCGCAUUCCCAGUCGGUCGUGUCCACAGACUCCUCCGCAAGGGCAACUACGCUCAGCGUGUUGGUGCCGGUGCUCCCGUCUACCUCGCAGCUGUCCUCGAAUACCUGGCAGCCGAAAUCCUCGAGUUGGCUGGUAACGCUGCUCGUGACAACAAGAAGACGCGUAUUAUCCCACGUCAUCUUCAGUUGGCCAUCCGCAACGAUGAGGAGUUGAACAAGCUCCUCGGCCACGUCACCAUCGCACAGGGUGGUGUGCUUCCAAACAUUCACCAGAACCUCCUGCCCAAGAAGACCACCGGUACCAAGCCAGGCAAGGGUGGUGCAUCACAAGAGCUGUAGAUGCGCAUUCUUGUUUCUUUGGUUUAAGAUCACGGCACAAUGGGUUAUGGCGCAGAAUGGGGUUGUUUCGCGAUGAUAAUGGGCUCAUCGACACGGGCGGGCACGAGCUCAGGGUUAUGGCGUGCUCUUGACUUUUUACUACUUUGCAUGCACGCAGGCUUCUGAUCUGAUCCAGGAGCGAAGGCUGUACAUUAUGCCCACGAUACCAUAGCACAGUGCUAUUCGGGCAACAGGCUUAUGAUGAUACCAAGAAUCGAUCAGCACUUCAAAGACUUCACAA
This is a messenger RNA of Cercospora beticola, 874 nucleotides long. RefSeq names its product histone H2A family protein (gene HTA1). Gene Ontology annotation, biological process: heterochromatin formation. Gene Ontology annotation, molecular function: structural constituent of chromatin; DNA binding; protein heterodimerization activity. Gene Ontology annotation, cellular component: nucleosome; chromatin. Lineage: Eukaryota; Fungi; Ascomycota; Dothideomycetes; Mycosphaerellales; Mycosphaerellaceae. The record is from RefSeq and is a predicted model, not a curated record.